Cuscuta campestris is the source of this 1980-nucleotide messenger RNA. Lineage: Eukaryota; Viridiplantae; Streptophyta; Magnoliopsida; Solanales; Convolvulaceae. The record is from the annotation of a GenBank genome assembly.
GUAAAUUGGUUCUUGACCCUAAUAAUCAAACCCUCAUCACUGAAAGUGAGGUUAUAAGGAAGAGAGCCAAUUUCCUCCAGGAUGCAGAAAAAAGCUUUUUCCAGCUGAAAACCAAGUGUGAGUUACUCAUUGAAGGGGACAAAUGUAGUAAGUUUUUCCACAACUUGAUGAAAAAGAAGACAGCAUCAAAUGGAAUCCCUUUCCUUGUUACUGACCAAGGGAAUCUGACUCAAUCACUUGAGGACAUUGCUAAGGAAUUCAUUCAUUACUUCACCCAACUUUUUGGCUGUACUGUCCCCAUUCAACAGCUAGAUUGGAGUGUUUUCUCUGAAGGUCCUUGCCUUGCUGCCAUGGAUGUCACACAACUCACAAAGGAGGUUGAAAUUCAGGAGGGCAGGCUGCCUGUUAAAUACUUGGGCCUUCCACUCACUUCUCAAAGGGCAACUGAAAGAGACUUUGCCCCCCUUGUGGAUAUUGUUGAUGCAAAUAUUAGAAGAUGGAACACUAAAACUCUGUCCUUGGCUGGAAGAAGUGAACUGAUUAGGACAGUUAUACAGGGUAUUGAAGGAUUUUGGUUCCAAGCUUUCCCCAUCCACAAAUCUGUCCUCAACAGAAUCAUCUCCCUGUGCAGAUCAUUCCUUUGGGGCAGUAAAUUUUAUAAAGUGGCUUGGGAUGACAUUUGCAAACCCAAGGAGGAAGGAGGCCUGGGCAUCAGAAACUCCUUUGUUUGGAAUCAGGCUCUGUUGGCCAAAAAUCUGUGGAACAUUGCCUCCAACAAGGAAACUCUUUGGGUACAGUGGGUACAUUCUGUUUACCUCCAAGGGAGAAGUAUCUGGACUUGGAUCCCCAAAAAGGGGGAUUCACACCUCUUCAAAAAACUGGCUGAGGUGAGGGACAAGCUUGUUCAUAAUGUUGGUGAUGCAUAUGAUGAUGUGGAAGAAACUAUGAGCUACUUAUGGGAGGAGGAAGGGGGAAACACUGCCAAACUGUAUGACAUUUUAAAGGUUCAUGGUCUCAAGCAACCCUGGAUGAAAAUUAUAUGGCAGAGUUACAUUCCCCCAAGGUACUCAGUUACUGCUUGGAUGGCACUGCGCAAGAGACUUCCCACAAAGGUUAAUCUUAGCUUUGUGGACAUGGACAGGAAGUGUAGUCUCUGCAAUGAGGGAGAGGAAACAAUUGACCACCUCUUCUUUGAGUGUACUAUCAGCAAAGCCAUUUGGAAGAACAUUAGAGACUGGCUACACAUUUCCCCUGCCCUAUCUACUAUUGAAAGAUACAUGAAAUGGGUGUGUAGAAGACAUGGACAACAUGGGGAUGUAGGGAAACUCUGGAAACUGUCCACCAUCAGCACAAUCCAUCAUAUUUGGAAGCUGAGGAAUGCUGUGUAUUUUGAUAACCAAGCUGUCAACAAAGAUGCCACUAUCUGCCAAAUCAAGGUGGGAGUCUAUAAAGUUGUUUAUAGAUUCUUCCCUAAUGUUAUGAUUGCACUGUUUGGGGCUGAGUUCGCAGGCAGCAUGACAGUAGGAUGUCCGACCAGUGCGGAUGUGAAGACACCCGUGUUCAGUCCAAGUGAAGGAAUGACCGGUAUGGCCGAAGCCAUAUUCGGUCUGAGUGGGGUGACCAUUGUGGCCGCAGCCGCGGUUGGUCCAAUAACCGAGGUGACCGGAGCGGACCCCAUAGUCGCGCUCGAUCCAACGAAGGUGGUGAUCGGAGUGGACCCCAUGGCCGCACUCGAUCCGAAAAGAAUGUUGAUCGAAAUGGUCUGCCCAACAGAGCCACCCAAUCCAGCCGAAACGUUCACAGCCGGAGUCUCGAAACUACUCCCGUUUCCGGAGUGAGCGUCAAAACCGAAUCCGUCCAUACCCGCCAUUGCGCACAGAUAUGACUACUAACUUAAGAUUGUUACAAUUCUCGUACGGAUUACAAUGGACGGGGAAGAUGAACGGCCCCGGAAAUAAAAAAUAAAUAAUAUUCUAAAUU